AUACGAAUGGGUGGUUGGAGAGAUCAUUCGUCCUCCACUUCUCGUGCCAAAACAGAUUCGUCCUCCACUUCUCGCACCUCCGCAAAGAUGAGUUCGUCGACUCAAGGUGCAAACAAGCUGGAUAAGAGUCGUCGCAGCUGGACACCACGCGAGGAGGAGGUCCUAUUGGCCGCAUUGAAGGAGUUAGUGGUGAAUGGGAGGAAAUCGGACAAUGAAUUUCGCGCGGGGUACUUGACGAAGCUCGAAGAAGCUAUGCGGAAGGAAUUUCCAUCAACGGAUUUGAAGGGUAUGCCACACAUCAAUUCUAAGACGACAACGUGGAAGAGGGCUUAUAACUCACUGAUUGACAUACUUAAGAAUACUGGCAUCGGAUUCAAUGCAAACAAAACAUAUAUGAUAGAUUGCACCGACGAGCAAUGGCUAGGGAUUCUACAGAAGGAUUUAAACGCGCGUAAUAUGCGCUUUAAAAGCUGGCCUUAUCUUGACGCUUGGAGAGAGAUCUUCGGGAAGGAUCGAGCUAAUGGAGAUGAAGCUGAAGACAUUAUGGAAGCAGCCCACGACAUGUAUCGUAACAUCGACCUAAACGGAGACCUUGGCGAUGGAGCAUACCAUGUACCAUUCGAUGAUAUAUUUCACAAUAUUGAGAAGGACGAAAGCACGAGUCAAACACAACAGCCCGAGGUAGUAUCGCGGGUGACCAACAAGUAGCGAAAGACCAAUGACGGCUUCGGGAUCCUGUGUAAUGCGCUGGUAGAAUUAAGUCGCGAAACGGGCGGUAAGUUGGACACAAUAUCAUCAAGGAUUGGACACGAUGUUGAUGUAGCUGCAGCAAGGAAGGCGGUAUAUGCAGAGCUUAGUGCUAUUCCCGGAUUAUCUCAAAAGGCAGUCUUUGAAGUGUGCGAUUUCCUCGCUAAGGAGACAGAACGCCUGGACAUCUUCACGUCACUGCCUCAUGAAGCAAAACUAGAAUAUGUCAGACACUUGCUCGAAGAAAAGUACAAAGUUUGAAGUGUCGUCGUCCACGCCGUUUAAGCUCGCUGUGAAGAAGCCUACUUAUUAGCUAGUAUCUACUGAAUCUCUAAUGACAUGUCCUAAACUUAUCUUUAACUCAGUGCUUUUGUGAUGACUCUAGUACUAAUCAUUUGUAUGUGACGCCGAACGCCAUUAAUUAUAUCCUAGGCACUAUGUUUAUGUAUGUAGUAGCUGCUUUCAUUUUGUCUUAAUCUAAUCUAAAGCUUCGUGCUUAA
Messenger RNA from Salvia miltiorrhiza (redroot sage), 1247 nucleotides. RefSeq lists its product as uncharacterized. The coding region runs from base 7 to 708 and encodes 233 amino acids. The transcript has 3 exons. NCBI's taxonomy places the organism in Eukaryota, Viridiplantae, Streptophyta, Magnoliopsida, Lamiales, Lamiaceae. The record is from RefSeq and is a predicted model, not a curated record.